UGUAACCGGCGAUCCUCUUUCUGGUAUAACUCUUCCACCAAAAUUUAUUUCCGAUUACUUUCUCCUUUCUUCUUGUUGAUUUUAUCCUUUUGAUCAUUCAUGUUCGAGUAAACGAUAAAACUGUUGCUUGAAGUUUUUUAAUGGCGAUUUCUAAUGUGAUGUUAGAGUCUAUGUCUAGAUCUCUAUUAAGAUUCGAAUACUGAAUUCGCGGGAAGUGGACUUUUUUGUUUCUAAUGAUUGAUUUAGUACUGAUAAGUGAUAACGAUGUAUAUAGUUUUUGUUCUGGACUUGAAUUUGAAAACAUACUUUUGUUAAAGCUCAGUUAUGGAAGACGUGAAAGGGAAGGAGAUUAUUGAUGAUGCUCCUAUUGACAACAAGGUUUCAGAUGAAAUGGAGAGUGAGGAAAAUGCGAUCAAGAAAAAGUAUGGAGGAUUGUUGCCUAAGAAGAUUCCUUUGAUAUCUAAGGACCAUGAACGUGCGUUUUUUGACUCAGCUGAUUGGGCUUUAGGCAAGCAAAAAGGACAGAAGCCGAAAGGGCCUUUGGAAGCUCUCCGCCCAAAACUGCAGCCAACCCCGCAACAGCAACCAAGAGCAAGACGAAUGGCUUAUUCUUCAGGCGAAACUGAAGACACUGAGAUUGAUAACAACGAAGCUCCGGAUGACCAAGCCUGCGCAUCAGCUGUGGAUAGUACCAAUUUAAAGGACGAUGGAGGCGCAAAAGACAACAUCAAAUCAUGAACAACAUAUAGAGAUCUCUUGAGGAGCGCAAACAAACAACAUCACAAGUCAAUUUACAGAAGAAUAAGCGACCAGGUUUGCUUUGCAACGGUUGUAAUAUCAAGUCUCUUACCUUAUCAUACUUGGGACUGCAAAUCUGUAUCACUUACAAACCUCCUGGCUUGAAACGUCUAUUGGACGAUUGCAAAUGAUUUGCUUU
Molecule: messenger RNA, 937 nt
Organism: Arabidopsis thaliana (thale cress)
Lineage: Eukaryota; Viridiplantae; Streptophyta; Magnoliopsida; Brassicales; Brassicaceae
Product: cAMP-regulated phosphoprotein 19-related protein
Exons: 6
Coding region: 325-738 (137 amino acids)
Source: RefSeq, marked reviewed